UCAUUAUCUUCUGGACUCUACACAGGUCUCCAUGCCCAGGAACAGCAGAUGCCCAACAGCAGCUCCAUCAGCGAGUUCCUCCUCCUGGCACUGGCAGACACGCGGCAGCUGCAGCUCCUGCACUUCUGGCUCUUGCUGGGCAUCUACGUGGCCGCCCUCCUGGGCAACGGCUUCAUCAGCACAGCCGCAGCCUGCGACCGCCGCCUGCACACCCCCAUGUACUUCUUCCUCCUCAACCUCGCCCUCCUCGACCUGGGCUUCAUCUCCACCACUCUCCCCAAAGCCAUAGCCAAUAUUCUCUUGGAAACCAGGGACAUCUCUUAUGCAGGAUGUGCUGCACAGGUCUUCUUUUUAGCAUUCUUAUUUUCUGCAGAAUUUUUUCUUCUCACCAUUAUGUCCUAUGACCACCGCAUUGCCAUCUGGAAGCCCCUGCACUACAGGACCUUGAUGGGCCGCAGGGCUUGUGCCAGCAUGGCAGUAGCUGCCUAGGGCACUGGGAUUCUCUGUUCCCUGAUGCACACUAUCAAUACAUUUUCUAUAACUCUCUGUCAAGGCAAUGCUAUGCAUCAGUUCUUUUGUGAAAUGGCUCAGAUCCUCAAGCUCUUAAUAUUCUUAAUAUUUUAA
Molecule: messenger RNA, 624 nt
Organism: Lagopus leucura (white-tailed ptarmigan)
Lineage: Eukaryota; Metazoa; Chordata; Aves; Galliformes; Phasianidae
Product: olfactory receptor 14C36-like
Exons: 1
Biological process (GO): G protein-coupled receptor signaling pathway
Cellular component (GO): membrane
Molecular function (GO): olfactory receptor activity; G protein-coupled receptor activity
Source: RefSeq, a predicted model, not a curated record